Symbiodinium natans is the source of this 2238-nucleotide messenger RNA. The record is from the annotation of a GenBank genome assembly. Lineage: Eukaryota; Dinophyceae; Suessiales; Symbiodiniaceae.
AUGUCUUUCUAUGAGAGUACAAUGUAUCACCACACCCUGUCCACGCAGCAUUCCUAUAAAUCCCGGCCGGACGAGAUUCGGGUGCCUCACGUGCCUUCCUUAAACCGUCGAGACUUAGUUGUGAAGCCGUCUUCAAUUCGUGGGGCCGGCCGCGGCGUGUUCACUGGUGCUACCGCUGUUUGCAGAGGUAGCAUCUUAAGUCAGUACAUGGGCUGGUACGAUGACGAGUACGGAAACUUCUCCAGCUAUAAUUUUGGUGGAAUAGCUGGAGAUCCUCGUGUAACAGACAGCAGUCGUGGUGUCGCUCAACUCAGAAAUGACGCAGCAAACAUUCCAUCCAGCGUGCUCAGGUCCAAAGCAGAUCUCCAGAAAGCACUUUUGGAAUACCAGGAAUCGUCGGCGAAAUGCAAUGUUUAUUUGGUGGAACGAUGCGGAGCCUUUGUAGCCGUUGCUGCAACAGACAUUGGACCAGGAACUGAGCUCUUCUUUCAUUAUGGCGAAGAGUAUUGGAUUGGGGAGUUGCACAAACAUGCGUUUAGUUGUCAUGACAUAUGGCUCGUCCGAUGUAUUGAGGACUUGGUGGACCAAGCGGACAGCACAGUUCAGUUGCUGAGACUUGAGUUCGACAAACGUGGCAACCCCAAGCUUCUGCACCAUCGUUCAUCAAAGCAUGCUUCGGAUGACGAUUGUUAUCGGCUGAUCCGGCAUGCGUUCGGUGGGCUGUCGAAGUGGGAGUGCGACGAGAUCAUCGCGUGUGAUUUCGCUGGCGGGAUCUUGAAAGGGUGGCGGUGUGAGUCGCCCUACAGAAGGCUUCUCGUUGAGACCAUUCUGAACACGGCAUGCGUUUACAUCGUCGCAUGUGUUAUGGGCAUCAGGCUUGGCAGGGAUUGCGGCUACGGGGACUGCAAUUCCAAGGAAGCGAUGGAAUGCAAACAUUUCCCAAGUGCAAUAUUCGCGGCCACGCCCUCAAUGAUGCUUCUUCCACAACAACAUGCAGGGGAUCGUGCGCGCCUGGCCGGGCUGUAUUUAGUGCCAGUCGACCCUCAGACGAUGCGAAGCAGUUACACAUGGGAGGAGGUGAACGCGGCAGCCGCUUCCUUCGAAAGGGGUCUCCGCUUCCGCUUCCAUUUUCUGGAAGGCAGUGGCACAUGGCUGUGGAUCGUCAUAGCUCCGUACAUGGAAGUGAGCUACAUGCGUGGCGUAGUGAUUGAGUGGGGAAGCCCACAAACCAAAGAUAUUGUUUUUGGCACCAUGGCACACUUUCCAUGCCGCUCCGGGAUGCGGCGCUCGUUGCCUGUGUGGCUGUUGCUGGCUGUUUCCAGUUGGCGACUCCGAUCCUUGCUGCUUGGCAGAGCAUUUGAUAGGCUAUGCCAUCAAUGUGGAUCCAUUGUCGACAGCUUUUGCUUGACUGUGGCCUUGCAGUGUGGGCAGCGGGCCUGUGUUCGGCGGCCAGAGACGCAGUCGAAGCAGCCUCUGGGACGGCAACUGCGUCAUGUCUCCAUGGUGCCUGAACUGGUGUUGUCGGAGCCCGGACAGGUGGUUGCGCUGAAAAUGCUUGAGGUGUCCACGCUCCCGUUCAUCAAGCCGCGCCGACAAGAACGGCACAGGGCACUGGCACAUUCACCGAUGAGUGGCCCGCCCGACCUUGCCAAACAGUGGCUUUAUGGAGAUGGGCCGGGAGACAACAGUGUCGACCGCUUGGUCCAGGCUGGAAAACCGGCAUUUUCCAGCAUUCAGCGGGCCAAGGACUUGGAAGCAAACGCGCCAGACAUGCAAGUCUACGAGUUUUCGUUGCCCACAUUGGACUUAAUGGGGCUUGGCAAAGCCACGUCGUCCAUCAACCUUUUUGGUGCCAUUCGGAACCUGGAUGGGCCUGAUGCGGAUAAGUAUUUAGACAUCGGAACCUUCGGCAACCCUCGUGCCAGCAUUCGGUUUGCCACCGGAGCAGAGAUCGGGCUGCCUAUGUUCUCACUAAACGUCACCGGAGCACUGAGCAUCGAGGAGGACGCGAUUUCGGAACGGAGGUCCCAAGCAGUGGGCUGGGUGUCCAUCGAAGUGCAGGGUGAGGUGCCGAGCGUGGCAGGAAUUACAUUGCCAGAGGAGGUGCUCCGGGCAGCCGCGAAGGAGGCGUGCCGCCAAACUUGCGCCUACGCCUCCCGGAAACUGGAGGUGGAGCUUUCCGAGGAUUUUGCAUCGUGGCGAGCGGCGCGAGUACGACGGGAGCGAAUGAAGAAGUAA